GACUUUGGUGACAUGUUGAAGCAGGCUCAUGAUUUUGAAGAGAACUCUAUUACAGUCGAGGUCUAGUCAAGUUAAACGCAUGCAACCGCACCAUUUGCACGGCCGAGGGCCCGAGGCAGUAGCUUUGUUGCCAGCCGGUAUUGGCCUAUUGGGCCAUAUUUGAUAUACGGGAUUACUGGUUGAUAAUUCAAUGAUAUUACCUAAUUCAAGCAUUCACUGAAUGAAGAAAGAUUAACGAAGACCGACAAUCAAGUAUCAACGCAUGUGAGACCUACACACAUACCAAAAAAGAUGACAUUAAACGGUGCCGUUACGAGAGACGGGUGCGGGAGGCUGCACCAGGCGUUGUCCGAUUGCCACCGCCGCAUUCCAGCGGGUCCAGGACGCGAGUCGACGUGUCGCCACCUGAAUCAGGCGCUUGCUCAGUGCCUCGUGUCCCAGGCGUGCCCAGAAGAGUUCGAAGCCGUCCGCACCCUCUGCGCCAGCGGUGGCACCGCUCUCAAGCGGUCUCAGUGCCAGCAGGCCCAGGUCUCUCUUGCUGUCUGCCUCUCCUCUCAUCAAGAACAGCAAUAGCAGUUAAAGCAUCAAUUUUUGCACCGAAACCCUAACCCUAUUCAAUUUUAAAAUUCAGAUUAUUUAUUUUCUGAUAACGGGCUCAAGUGUUGUUUUCCUUGUGUGAAAGUUAAUUUCUUUCAAUUCAUCGUCAAGUAUUGACUGUUCUUUGUGUGAUCAGUCAUCAAAGAGAAUGUGUGCAUACUUACACUCAGAGAGCUUCUGCAAUUGCUUUGAAUGUUGGUACAGUUUGGCGUA
This is a messenger RNA of Tripterygium wilfordii, 810 nucleotides long. RefSeq lists its product as uncharacterized. The record is from RefSeq and is a predicted model, not a curated record. Bases 292 to 573 code for a protein of 93 amino acids. The transcript has a single exon. Lineage: Eukaryota; Viridiplantae; Streptophyta; Magnoliopsida; Celastrales; Celastraceae.